ACUUGAAACUGCACCUCCAGAGCACAGACUAUGGGAACUUCCUGGCUAAUGAAGCUUCCCCACUCACCGUCUCCGUCAUAGAUGACAAGCUGAAGGAGAAGAUGGUGGUGGAGUUUCGUCACAUGAGGAACCAUGCUUAUGAGCCCCUAGCAAGUUUUCUGGACUUCAUCACGUACAGCUACAUGAUCGACAACGUCAUUCUGCUGAUCACUGGGACCCUGCACCAGCGCUCAAUCUCCGAACUGGUGCCCAAGUGCCAUCCUCUGGGAAGUUUUGAGCAGAUGGAAGCUGUGAACAUUGCUCAGACGCCUGCAGAGCUCUACAAUGCAAUCCUGGUGGACACUCCCCUGGCUGCUUUCUUCCAAGACUGCAUAUCUGAACAGGACCUGGAUGAAAUGAACAUCGAAAUAAUUCGGAACACACUCUAUAAGGCUUAUCUGGAAUCUUUCUACAAAUUCUGCAAGGUGCUGGGAGGUACCACGGCAGAUGCCAUGUGUCCGAUCCUGGAGUUUGAAGCUGACCGGAGGGCCUUCAUUAUCACCAUUAACUCAUUUGGUACUGAGCUGUCCAAGGAGGACCGAGCAAAGCUGUUCCCGCACUGUGGCAAGCUCUACCCUGAGGGACUGGCUCAGCUGGCCAGAGCAGAUGACUACGAACAAGUAAAAAGUGUUGCUGACUACUACCCUGAGUACAAGCUGCUGUUUGAAGGGGCUGGCAGCAACCCUGGAGACAAGACCCUUGAAGACAGGUUCUUUGAGCAUGAGGUGAAGCUGAACAAGCUGGCCUUCCUCAACCAAUUCCACUUUGGAGUCUUCUACGCCUUUGUGAAGCUGAAGGAGCAGGAGUGCCGCAACAUUGUGUGGAUCGCGGAGUGCAUCGCCCAGCGGCACAGGACCAAGAUCGACAACUACAUUCCCAUCUUCUAACCCUGCUCUGCUCCUGUCCGACCCUCCUGCCCCUGGAGCCUCGAGGGACCCCUGUCUAAUUCCCUGAGUUUUCCGUUGCCCAGACUCCAGGGGCGUCCCAUCUGUGGAACUGGCUCAGAUGAGGAAACUGUACAGUUGCUAGUUAAAUUAUUCACAAGCUGAAGUUUGAGUUGUGUGUGCUGUGAGGGGUCCGGAGGGACCAGUGGCACAGGCUUGUCCCUGUGUAGCAGGAGGGACACCUCCUGCUGUGUAUCUCAUAGUCCCCGUGUUCCUGUACUAAUCUGCUGUAUGUGCUUGUGCUUAUAGAGCAAGCACCAGCCGGGGGGUUGCUGCCUCCAAGGGGUUCCCAGUGCUGCAGAGGAGCGC
Molecule: messenger RNA, 1292 nt
Organism: Pterocles gutturalis (yellow-throated sandgrouse)
Lineage: Eukaryota; Metazoa; Chordata; Aves; Pterocliformes; Pteroclidae
Gene: ATP6V0D1
Product: ATPase, H+ transporting, lysosomal 38kDa, V0 subunit d1
Exons: 7
Biological process (GO): vacuolar transport; vacuolar acidification; proton transmembrane transport
Cellular component (GO): proton-transporting V-type ATPase, V0 domain; lysosomal membrane; early endosome
Molecular function (GO): proton-transporting ATPase activity, rotational mechanism
Source: RefSeq, a predicted model, not a curated record